This is a messenger RNA of Mustela erminea (ermine), 2390 nucleotides long. RefSeq names its product cyclin G1 (gene CCNG1). Gene Ontology annotation, biological process: regulation of cyclin-dependent protein serine/threonine kinase activity; mitotic cell cycle phase transition. The transcript has 7 exons. Gene Ontology annotation, cellular component: cyclin-dependent protein kinase holoenzyme complex; nucleus; cytoplasm. Gene Ontology annotation, molecular function: cyclin-dependent protein serine/threonine kinase regulator activity. Lineage: Eukaryota; Metazoa; Chordata; Mammalia; Carnivora; Mustelidae. Bases 251 to 1138 code for a protein of 295 amino acids. The record is from RefSeq and is a predicted model, not a curated record.
CGCCCUCCAAUAUAUCACUCAGGCUCUGGGGAGCGGCCCCUUCGCCUCCGAGCUGACCCUGUCGUGGGCAGUGUCGUCUGGGCGGCGCUGCGGAGACCUCCACUCAGGACGGCUCCCCCUCCCCGGGCCUCUCCCCUCUUACCCGCGAGUCCCCUCACCUCGUGGGCCUAUCGGAUCUGAUAUCGUGGGGUGAGGUGAGAGCAGGCCCGGGGAGGGUGGUUACCGCUGAAGAGCCGUAGUCGCGGUCAAGAUGAUAGAGGUACUGACAACAACUGACUCUCAGAAACUGCUACACCAGCUGAAUGCCCUGUUGGAACAGGAGUCGAGAUGUCAGCCAAAGGUCUGCGGCUUGAGACUAAUUGAAUCUGCACACGAUAAUGGCCUCAGAAUGACUGCAAGGCUAAGGGACUUUGAAGUAAAAGAUCUUCUCAGUCUAACUCAGUUCUUUGGCUUCGACACGGAGACAUUUUCUCUAGCUGUGAAUUUACUGGACAGAUUCCUGUCCAAAAUGAAGGUACAGCCCAAGCACCUUGGGUGUGUUGGGCUGAGCUGCUUCUAUUUGGCUGUUAAAUCAAUAGAAGAGGAAAGGAAUGUCCCAUUGGCAACUGACUUGAUCCGAAUAAGCCAGUAUAGGUUCACGGUUUCAGAUUUGAUGAGAAUGGAAAAGAUUGUAUUGGAGAAGGUGUGUUGGAAAGUCAAAGCUACUACUGCCUUUCAGUUUCUGCAACUCUACUAUUCACUCAUUCAAGAGAACUUACCAAUUGAAAGGAGGAAUAGCCUUAAUUUUGAAAGACUAGAAGCUCAACUUAAGGCAUGCCACUGCAGGAUCAUAUUUUCUAAAGCAAAGCCUUCUGUGUUGGCAUUGUCUAUCAUUGCACUGGAGAUCCAAGCACAGAAGUGUGUAGAGUUAACAGAAGGAAUAGAAUAUCUUCAGACACAUUCCAAGAUAAAUGGCAGAGAUUUGACCUUCUGGCAAGAACUUGUAUCCAAGUGUUUAACUGAAUAUUCAUCUAACAAGUGUUCCAAACCAAAUGUUCAGAAGUUGAAAUGGAUUGUUUCUGGACGUACUGCACGGCAACUGAAGCACAGUUACUACAGAAUAACCCACCUUCCAACAAUUCCUGAAAUGGUCCCUUAAUUGGAUUGUUACGGCAACAAAAAGCUCUUCUCUGAAGCCUUUCUCCACAAUCCUGAGCUAUGGAUUCUAUAAUGUUUUAACGGAUUUAAGCUGUGAAGCCUCAGAACAUCACAACUAGAUUAGCAUUGAUGUUCUCAGAUUUGGCAAAACUACCUAAUUAAUAAGCUAUAGGGGAAUUAAAAUAAAUUUGAAUUCAUCUGUGAGGCAUACAAUUCAAAGCUAAGAGCAUAAAUGUGAAAUGUUAAUAACAAGCCUGGGAAGGUGAACUGUGAAUCUUCAUUUCUAACAUUGACCCAACCUUCUAUAUUGGGUCAGUAUAUUGUAUUUAGAUGGUAUUAAAAGUGGUAACCUAAUUAAAUUCUAAAUUAGGAGGUAGACAUCAAAACCAACAUUUCACAAAUGCACUUUUAAGGCAUAACAAGGGUCACUAUUCGAGGCAGUGAAAAUGGUUUCUUGGUACCUGUAGUGCAAGUAAUAGAUAAUCCAGAGAUGGAACUUUAUUGAUACGUGGGAAUUAUACUUAAAUUUGAAGGCAUUUUAUAAAAGUAAAACUACAGGCCUAGUCAUUUUGGCAUACUAAGUUGUCUUUAAGAUUUUUUCUAAAAAAUAGGUAAUGUUUGUAUCCAUGAUAAUAAUUACAUAUCUACUGCCUCCAUCUAAUCACAUCAAGAAAAUUUGUUUAUUGUGUGAGUAGUUCAAAAUAACUUCACUCCAAAAACUUGCUGAUUUAACACUCCAGAAACUUUUACUGAGGGCUGUUUUUAUAAAAACUGCUAUUGCUUCUAAUUUAGAAUUUUUAAAGGAAAAGAAUAUACUUUCACUAAUUGCCCCUCCUGUGCCAAAAGAAAGUCUUUAAAAAUGUAAGUAGGCAUCUUCAUAAUUAUGAAGUUGCUAAGGUAGUAUUCAAGAUUUUCUAUUAAGUCAGUGACUGUAAGGAGAUCUACGGCAUUAAAAGUGUUGUAGACAGUUACUCAGUGCAGCAAGUAGCCUGAGUUCAUCCAUAAUGGCUGUACCCAGUUCUGACAUCAUGUUGUGGGUAAAUGUGCACUAGAAAAUAAACCAAAGAACCACAAUAUAUCUUACAGUUUUGUGAACUGUGUUUUGUGGAUAACUUCAAUUUUCCCAAAAGGCUGAUAUAUUUCAAUAAUUGACUACAUCAGUGUUAAUUUUGAGUUGGCAGAGGUAGCCUAACCAACUACCAUUAUGUUUUGGUACUAAGGGAUAUACCUUUCAAUAAAGUCAUUGAAAUGCA